GCGAGGAGCGGGCGGUGACGGCGCCGCUGGUGGGACCCCCCGGCCCCCCGAAAGUGGCCGCCCCCGAGCGGGAGACGUGGACCCGGCAGAUGGAUUUCAUCAUGUCCUGCGUGGGUUUCGCCGUGGGGCUGGGCAACGUCUGGCGCUUCCCCUACCUGUGCUACAAGAACGGCGGAGGCGUCUUCCUCAUCCCCUACCUGCUCAUCGUCUUCGUGGGCGGCAUCCCCGUCUUCUUCCUGGAGGUGGCCCUGGGGCAGUUCAUGAAGCAGGGAGGCAUCGCCGCCUGGAACAUCGCCCCCCUCUUCAAGGGUCUGGGCCUCGCCUCCAUGGUGAUCGUCUUCUUCUGCAACUCCUACUACAUCAUGAUCCUGGUGUGGGGGCUCUUCUACCUGGUGCACUCACUGACGGACACUCUGCCGUGGGCCACCUGCGGCCACGCCUGGAACACUGAGCAGUGUGCCGAGCUCUUCCACCUCGAGCUCUGCCUCAACGGCAGCACCAAUGCCAGCGUCGGCACUGGACCCUUCAACCUCAGCUGCGCCGACCUAGCCAGCAAGCGCUCGCCUGUCAUCGAGUUUUGGGAGAACAAGGUGCUGCGGCUCUCGGGGGACCUCAGCGAGCCCGGGGAGAUGAACUGGCAGAUGAUCCUCUGCUUGGUCACCACCUGGGUUGUCGUCUACUUCUGCAUCUGGAAGGGCGUCAAGUCGACCGGGAAGAUUGUCUACUUCACGGCACUCUUCCCCUACGUGGUCCUCAUCCUGCUGCUGGUCCAUGGGGUGACACUGCCCGGGGCGUUGGGCGGCAUCGUCUACUACCUGAAACCCGACUGGUCCAAGCUGGCCGAGGCACAGGUCUGGAUCGAUGCUGGCACACAGAUCUUCUUCUCCUACGCCAUCGGGCUGGGCGCCCUGACCGCGCUGGGCAGCUACAACCGCUUCCACAACAACUGCUACAGGGACGCCUACAUCCUGGCCGUGAUCAACAGCUCCACCAGCUUCUUUGCCGGCUUUGUCGUCUUCUCUGUGCUGGGCUUCAUGGCCUCUGAGCAAGGCGUGGACAUCUCCAAGGUGGCCGAGUCUGGCCCCGGGCUGGCUUUCAUCGCCUACCCCAAAGCCGUGACGCUGAUGCCCUUGUCCCCGCUCUGGGCCACGCUCUUCUUCUUCAUGCUCCUCGUGCUGGGGCUGGACAGCCAGUUUGUCGGCGUGGAGGGUUUCAUCACGGGCAUCCUGGACCUGUUCCCCCAGCCGGGGGCUGGCUCGCUUCGCCGCGAGCUCACCGCCGCGCUCUGCUGUGUCGUCUGCUGCCUCAUCGACCUCUCCAUGGUCACGCAGGGUGGCAUGUACGUGUUCCAGCUCUUUGACUACUACUCGGCCAGCGGGAUAACGCUGCUGUGGCAGGCUUUCUGGGAGUGCGUGGUCAUUGCCUGGGUCUACGGCGCCGACCGCUUCAUGGAUGACGUGGCCCGCAUGAUCGGCUACCGGCCCCUGCCAUUCAUGAAGUGGUGCUGGGCCGUAGUGACGCCGCUGGUCUGCGUGGGCAUCUUCGUGUUCCACGUAGUGAACUACAAGCCGCUGACCUACAACAAGACGUACGUGUACCCGUGGUGGGGGGAUGCCAUCGGCUGGGUCCUGGCGCUCUCCUCCAUGCUCUGCAUCCCCUGCACCGUCCUCUACAAGCUCCUGCGCUGCAAAGGCUCCCUGCGCGAGCGCUGGCAGCUCCUGACCACUCCGAUCUGGGGCCAUCACCACCUGGAGUACCUGACGCCCGAGGCAGAAGCCAAGCUGCUGGCCCCAGAGCCCCCCAAGGAGAAGGCGACGCUCUUCGAGACUGUGAUCUGAGCGUGGGGAGGGUCGCGCUGCUCCCGCCCGCCAUAGCAAUAAUGCCAGCACCACCUCCCACCCACGCUGCCCCGCGCCGCCCCGGCCCGCCGGCCUCACCGCAGGGGGGGUGCAUGACUGCAAGGCGGGCGUUGUUGGGGGCCA
Messenger RNA from Gavia stellata (red-throated loon), 1982 nucleotides. It is a transcript of the gene SLC6A8, whose product is annotated as solute carrier family 6 member 8. Bases 90 to 1838 code for a protein of 582 amino acids. The transcript has 13 exons. The record is from RefSeq and is a predicted model, not a curated record. Lineage: Eukaryota; Metazoa; Chordata; Aves; Gaviiformes; Gaviidae. Gene Ontology annotation, biological process: sodium ion transmembrane transport. Gene Ontology annotation, cellular component: membrane.